GUGGGUGGGUGGAUGGAAGAAAGGACGUUGACGACGACGGGCACGAUGGCACGUCCCCUUGCCUUGCGCUUGCCUUGCCUAGGACGGUCUUGUUCGUGCCUCCAGCUGUCUGGAUGUGCUCUCCAUCGAAGCCCUGUUCCCCGUCUGGAUUUGGUCUGCCAGGAUCUCCGUCCAUCCGCCAUCCGGCCGCGUGUCUGUUGUCCCAUCCGCCCGACGGCCCCUACGGCGCUGGCCGUGCCGACCAUCCCUCCUGACCAUACCAUCUUGCCAAUCUGACUGGUCGGCUUCUAGCGAGCUGGCAACAAUUGCAGUGGAGGGGUGGGGGGCGAAAGAGUAAGGUAGACGAAAGGUAGACGAAUCAUGUGCUUGUGAUGCUUGUGCAGAAUGAACAAUAGUCCUGUUGACUGGGCCCACCUAGAACUCCGGAGCAAACAGGUUAGUCCUCUGUUCUUCCUAUCUCUGCAUGGAUUUUGAUGAUUGGACCUUUCCCUGCUCCUUGAGGGUCCAGGAUCUCCUGCUGCAGAUUGGCAAGCAAAGGCCAGCAAAUGAGAGAGGGGAUGAGAGGGGGGGAAAGAGGAGAAAAAGAAACCAGCGACGGACAAACUCAUUAUGUGAGAUGCUGCAGAAGUCCUGCAGAAAAGACACUAGAAUAGUUGCC
Molecule: messenger RNA, 658 nt
Organism: Aspergillus brunneoviolaceus CBS 621.78
Lineage: Eukaryota; Fungi; Ascomycota; Eurotiomycetes; Eurotiales; Aspergillaceae
Exons: 1
Coding region: 46-276 (76 amino acids)
Source: RefSeq, a predicted model, not a curated record